This is a messenger RNA of Uncinocarpus reesii 1704, 1263 nucleotides long. Its product is annotated as cell differentiation protein rcd1. Lineage: Eukaryota; Fungi; Ascomycota; Eurotiomycetes; Onygenales; Onygenaceae. Gene Ontology annotation, cellular component: CCR4-NOT complex; P-body; CCR4-NOT core complex. Gene Ontology annotation, biological process: mRNA catabolic process; negative regulation of translation. The transcript is spliced from 3 exons. The coding region runs from base 1 to 1263 and encodes 420 amino acids. The record is from RefSeq and is a predicted model, not a curated record.
AUGAUUCAAGCUCAGAGCCAACACUUGUUUUCGCAUCAGCACCAGUACCCCCAAGCCGAUUCCACCUGGUUGCAGCACCAACAGCACCAAUCGCACUUUCAACAACAACAACAGCAGCAACAGCAGCAGCACCAUCCUUCUUUAGCAACCUCUGCCCAGCAUGUUGCACAAGCACAACACGUUGCAGCUGUAGCUCAGCACCAGCAACAGCACCAGCAACAACAACAGCAGCAGCAGCAACAGCAACAUUACAAUCGCCUAACAUUGAACGGCGCUUCUACGAAUAACGCCCAAUCCGUCCCGGGGGGGCCUGACAAUUCUGCCGCUGGAAUGUCUCUAAACACGGAUACCAUGCUUAGCGAGGAGAAUCGCAAAGUCCUAGUGUGGGUGGCGGAGCUGUUGGACCCGAGUCGGAGGGAGACUGCGCUUAUGGAGCUGAGCAAGAAACGGGAGCAGGUGCCUGAGUUGGCCCUGAUUAUUUGGCAUUCCUUUGGUGUCAUGACCUCGCUGCUGCAAGAGAUUAUUUCCGUUUACCCGUUGUUGAACCCUUCACAACUUACUGCCGCCGCGUCAAAUCGAGUUUGCAAUGCGCUUGCUCUUUUGCAGUGCGUCGCGUCUCAUAAUGAAACUCGGACUCUGUUCCUGAAUGGUAAACUUUUAUCCUCCACUCUCUUGAAUUUCGCGGCUAACACAUUUGCGGCAGCGCAUAUUCCACUUUUCCUCUACCCUUUUUUGAACACUACAUCAAAGUCACGACCAUUUGAAUACCUUCGCCUGACGUCUCUGGGCGUAAUCGGUGCUUUGGUGAAGAAUGACUCGUCAGAUGUGAUCAAUUUCCUUCUCACAACUGAGAUCAUCCCUCUCUGUCUCCGAAUAAUGGAAACUGGAUCUGAAUUGAGCAAAACUGUGGCCAUUUUCAUCGUCCAAAAAAUAUUACUUGACGAUAUAGGCCUCGCGUAUAUUUGCGCCACGUAUGAGCGUUUCUACGCAGUCGGGUCUGUCCUGAGCAAUAUGGUCACCCAACUCGUCGAACAGCAGACAGUUAGAUUACUAAAGCAUGUUGUCCGAUGCUUUCUUCGUCUGAGUGACAACAACCGCGCUCGCGAGGCCCUUCGACAAUGUCUUCCCGAGCCACUUCGCGAUGCUACAUUCUCAUCUGUUCUCCGUGACGAUGCCGCGACAAAACGCUGCCUUGCCCAACUUCUCAUCAACCUAUCCGAUAACGUUGUCGACACGUCCGCUGGCGCAGGCCCUACCAUGUAA